AUGCCUGUGCCUAAUUAAAUUAUGAAUAACAACAAUAAAAUAUAGGAAUUGAAGAGAAUUAUGGAAUUUCUAUAAGUAAAUGAAUAGUCAAAAUAUGAUAUGUACCAUCAAUUUAAAUUAUAACCAGAUAAUAAGUAAGAAAGUAAGGAAAGUAUUUAACAACAGAAAGCGUAAUUUAAGAUUAAAAUAAAGUAAAAUUUUUAAUUAAUUGAGUUGUUCUAAUAAAUAAAUAUUGUAACCACUCUAAGAGAUUAAUCAUAUAAAUGCUUCAACUGAUAGAUAAUAAAAUUGCCAGACCAACCCUCAUAAACUUAGAAGAACUCAUCUCAAGACAGAUCAUCAUUAAGAGUUUGUCAAAUCUUCUUCCAUACAUAGAAUACUUAAUAUAAAGGAAGUCAAACCUAGAAUGAUUAAAUAGUUAAAUGAGUCAUAAAAUAAGUAAAAGGAACUUGAACUACUUUAAUUAAUGAUAGAGAAACACAGAGAAAAUGUUUAGUAAUAUUUACCAAAAAAGAAUAAAUAUUUAAGAUGA
Molecule: messenger RNA, 532 nt
Organism: Paramecium sonneborni
Lineage: Eukaryota; Ciliophora; Oligohymenophorea; Peniculida; Parameciidae
Source: the annotation of a GenBank genome assembly